Exophiala dermatitidis NIH/UT8656 is the source of this 5862-nucleotide messenger RNA. Its product is annotated as anaphase-promoting complex component APC8. Gene Ontology annotation, biological process: cell division. The coding region runs from base 155 to 2488 and encodes 777 amino acids. Lineage: Eukaryota; Fungi; Ascomycota; Eurotiomycetes; Chaetothyriales; Herpotrichiellaceae. The record is from RefSeq and is a predicted model, not a curated record. The transcript has a single exon. Gene Ontology annotation, molecular function: protein binding. Gene Ontology annotation, cellular component: anaphase-promoting complex.
CGCGUCCACUUGCCUGCAAUUGAAGGUGCAACGAUCGAGUGCGCAGGACAGCGACUGUGCCUUAGAUUUCGGGACAGUCCUGACCUAGGUUCGAGGUGUGCAUGGGCUUUUCACUUCCCUUCUCUCAUGGUCGCGCAUUGCACCUUGCCUCGACAUGGCUCCACGCCGACAGAACGACAGCUUCGGCUCUAUCAGUGAGAUCGAUCCUGAGAUUGUUUCCGAAUUGAGGGAUCGUCUCACAGAGGCGUCGAUCAAAUGCUCAGAGCGCUGUUUAUAUCAGUCGGCGAAAUGGGCGGCCGAAAUGCUGAAUUCUCUCCCUGAUUACGAUGAGACGAAUUAUGAUUCUCAUAUGCAAGACACGAAUAAUGUGCAAUCUUCAUAUCGACUUUUCUCCACGAGCCACGAGGACCCCGAAGAGGCUGCGCUCGAGGCAAAAGAGGCGCCGAAAUAUCUUUUGGCAAAGACCUUUUUCGACACAAAGGAGUUUGACAGAUGUGCUUCAGUGUUUCUGCCGCCUGCCAUUCCUGCAGGUGGGUUGGCUAUCUUUGACAAGCCCAAGGGCCGUACACCGACAUCUACACCGUCUCGGACCAAGGGGAAGUCGAAACAGAAGUCUGCCGACACCAUAAGUCCAUUUCCACAUCUCAGUCAGAAGUCGUUGUUCCUCUCACUAUACGCCCGAUACAUCGCAGGCGAGAAGAGGAAAGAUGAAGAGAGCGAAAUGGUUCUUGGCCCAGCCGACGGCAGACAGACUACAAAUCGCGAACUUCCAGCGCUGGCGAGAGGACUCGAUGCAUACUUCAAAGCGAGAGACACAGCAGAUCCACAAUUGACACGAUCGCAAGGGUGGUUGGAGUAUCUGUAUGGCGUUGUGCUAGUCAAGUCACGACAGGAACAACUUGCGCAACAAUGGCUUCUCAGAUCCGUCCGGCUGAACCCAUAUCACUGGGGAGCAUGGGAAGAACUAUCGUCCCUGCUGUCCUCCGUCGACGACCUGACUGCGCAACUGUCGCCGUCCAUCCUUCCCCAGAAUAUCAUGGGCAUCAUAUAUCAAGCAUAUGCAUCGGUGGACCUGUUUUCCAUGAGCGACCAGUCCAAUACGGUGGCAUACCUCAAGACACUGUUGAACUACUUCCCCACCUCCACGUUUCUCUUGACUCAACUCGCACUAUCCUAUUACCACGCCAAAGACUACGAGGUGUCGGCCUCGAUCUUCCAGGAUCUGCUGGUCGCCCAUCCUCAUCGACUGGACGGCCUGGACCACUAUUCCAAUAUUCUCUACGUCAUGACCGACCGGCCGAAGCUGGCCUUCCUCGCACACCUGGCCACCUCGGUGGACAAAUUCCGUCCUGAAACGUGCUGUGUCGUGGGGAAUUACUACUCGUUAUGCUCCCAACACGAGAAAGCAGUCAUGUACUUCCGCCGCGCGCUGACCUUGGAUCGGAACUUCUUAUCGGCCUGGACACUGAUGGGCCAUGAAUACAUCGAGUUAAAGAACACCCAUGCAGCCAUCGAGUCCUACCGUCGUGCCGUCGACGUCAAUCGUAAAGAUUAUCGCGCCUGGUACGGCCUGGGUCAAGCAUACGAGGUGCUGGACAUGGGUUUCUAUGCUCUGUUCUACUACCAACGAGCGGCAGGGUUGAGACCAUACGACCCCAAGAUGUGGCAGGCCGUGGGUUCGUGCUACACCAAGAUGAAUCGGCUAGAUCAAGCUAUCAAAGCUCUGAAACGGGCUCUCGUGGCAGGCACGUACUUUGACGACUCAAACUCUCCACAAACCAGCUUCAACACCUCUACUGCCUCCAACGUCAACGCAAGUGUCACGAGCAGCACAACCAAGGCCAGGUCAAAAGCCAAAGCCGGUUCCGCCCAACAGCAACGCCCGGCUCCCGCUCCCCGCAAACUGCUCGACCCGGAGACGCUGUACCAGAUCGCCUUGCUGUACGAGCGUAGCGGACCUGACUGUGAGGCCGAGGCGGCCCGAUAUAUGGAACUCUGCGUGGCCCAGGAGACUGGGGGAACCCAGAAAUCCGUGCUUCAGGCGGAAAAGGCCUUGCGGAAACGCCAACGCAAGGAGGCUCGAGCGAGCGCAAUUGCUGAGGAGCGCAAGGCUCGCGUCGCGAUGCUAAGAGCUGAAACUGGCCCCGAGGCUGCUGCCGCUGCCGCUAAUGACGAUAUCGGAGAUGUGGGAGGGGACGACGAUACGGAAAUCUUGUCGUCGCCCACUUCAGCCGCGUCAGGGCCGAGUGAGGUUCAAGAUGAAGGCGAUGGCGAUGGCGAGAAUGACGGAUUUGGCACAGGGACAACCGCCACGACGUCUAAAGCACGGCUAUGGUUGGCGCGAUGGAGCGUCAAGACAGGUGAUUUGGACCGAGCUGAGCGGCUGGCCGAGGAGUUGUGCAUGGAUGGAUACGAGGUCGAGGAGGCAAAAGGCCUGGUUCGAGAAGUCAGAGGGCGCAGAGAAGGGUUGCUAGAAAGCGAGUUUUGACUUUGAAAGGCCUUGAAGCGUACCAAUGCUGUGGACGCGUGUUGGAAUGGGCAAGCUGGCGAACUGAACUCGACAACUACAGCAGUUUAUCAACGAACUUCGGUCUACUAGACACAAGGCACAAAACGAGCAUGGAGUUGCAGGACAUGUUGUGAGAGUAGAGAAUUCUUGCACACUCCGAUGUCCAUUCACCCCGAUAUGAGCAUCCCUAGCCUGACAUCUGGCUGUUAAAGAGUGGACGGGGCAUCGAUGCAUCUCUUCCCCAUAGCCGCCAUCACGAAUAACGCAAUGCCCGGUUCAUACUGCAGCACGCUUCUCCACAACUGUCUGCGCUCAAAGACCUUGUCACCAUGUGCACCUCUCUCAGCUUCAUCUUCCUGUUCACCUUUUGUUCUAGCUCUGCGGCUAGCUGGGAUAUCGAUACAUUGUAACUCGUCAAGGAUCGUGAGCUCGACUGUCUGCAGUUAUUGUCCAGGCAAUACUGACGGGACUGAUUUGAAAAGAGAAGUCGAGUGUCCUAUGUGGCCGCUUCGCCUGUCUCGGCCCUCCGGUCUAGCAGCAAGAUACUGACCCAUCAUGCUCGGGAGCAGAGUGGUACUGCCGUCGGUGAUGUGUACUCACAUCUUCCGCACUGCGUUCACCUGACAAUCGAUUCUGGCGCUUCUCACAUCGUUCUCCCAAGCAGGGUACAAGGCCCAUGCGGUGAUGGCAACUCUCAUCCCACCAUGGAUACUUCUCACCAGUUUUCUGAUGUCCUCGUUGCGGUCGUCAUGACUCCAACGCACAGUAUGGGUUUUGUACGCCUUGCCUGCAUGGACAUUGAUAAUGAUCUUUCGUGACGCCAGCGGUUUUCUUGGUUCUCUUGCUUGCCCGGGGUGUCCUGAGUCUGCAGGCCAAAUUGUCACCUCAAACCAGGUGUGGCUGUUGUAGUAAGUUCCGUGGAAAUGAUUGUCCCAGCUCCAGCCUUGAUCUUUCGAGGUUACGGUGAAUGUCAGCGUACGCAGACCUUUUGCCGGGAAGGUUUCUGGCAGAUCGACCACCACGUAUUCUGAGCCUGCAGCCCCUUCUGUCACCUUGAGAGGGCGAGUUGUUGAGGCCAGGGGAGCAUCAAUCCAGAAGCCUGCCAGGUCGAGGACGCCUGGUACCAAAUCUCUUGGCAUACGUUGGGCGAGAAGAAAGGCGGUAUGGUAGGUAUCGAAAGGCACCGGUCCGAGAGGAAUCAUGGCCAAGGUGAAUGAUCGAGGACGUUUGAGUUUGGAGACUGCGGAGGAGACACAGGCGAUGGGAGGUGAGAUGAUCGGUUUGACAAAGCGGAUGAUGGAAGGAAGGAUGUUGAUGAUGAAAUAAAAGACCCCGAGGAUGAUGAAUCCGUUAAUGAUGGAGAAGGUCAGCAUAUACAACAUGUCCUCGAGGGCUACACGAAUUGCUCUGAUUGGGUCCAUUAUGAAGGGUGCUUUGCUACAUAUCAUGGGGCUGGUAGGAUGACGGUGCGGCUGGCCAGGGACGAGGAGGAUGAAAAGAGGAGAAUGAAAGCGAAGAGAGGAAAAAAUCAUACUAUGCUGCGAGGUGGCCCAACACUGGCACUGGCACUGGCACUGGCACGCUCCACCGGCACAUGUCACUGGCGGACGACGACGCGACGCCGAGAGGCACGACACCUGCACGGCCAGUGGCAGCCUGGAAGCGAUGACUCCCGGAAGCAGCUCAAACAGGGCAGGGGGCAUCUACGGUGAUGAGAAGGCGCGACGCUACUGCGCGUGCUGCCAGGGUCACGGUCCAGUUCAAGUUGUGCGUGCUCACAAGCUGAACGAUACAAACGACGACAGCCAACGACAGCCUGCACCUGCUCUUUGUACAGAGCCUCAAGGUUAUGCAGCACCUGAUGCCACCACUUAUACUGUCUACCCUGACAUACUGUCUGCACACGGGUGCUCAUGAACCGAUGGGAGUGAUGCAGUCACCGGGCAGCAAUCCAACUUUGAAACACGCCUCAAGGCCCCCUUCACUGGAUGGGACAGGUGCCUACCCAAUCAUGCAGUGAUGGAAAACAGGAAGGAAGAGUGUCCGCUGAUGCAGGUCCUCAUGAAGCUUGGCUGCCGAUACGUUGACGGGAGAAACCCAGUUGUUAAAAGUGCGGCAAGCAAGUUGGGUCAUGCCCUACCUGGGAAUAGGAUGAAGCUGUGCCCCUCCGCGUGUUCAGCCUUGCGCCCUCAGCCUUGCUUGAACAGAUAUUUCUGAUAUCAACUUGCGCAGCAUCUCUCUAUCCGACGCUUUCAACUACAUUCUCUGCUCUAACCACCCACAACGGGUCCUUCAUCCACGUUCCCUCCACCAGCGUUUCGAUCUCGAUGUUCCUCCAUCCACUCCACCACAAAUAAUCGGCCACCAUUUCCAGCCUUUGUUCCUUGUCCACCUUCAACCACCGUCCUACCACUUUCGUUGGAAAGCAUCGGUUUGAGAUGAUCAGAUGCACCUUGCCACCUUCCUUUGUUUGCUUUCGGAUACCUUGAAGAACAUCCACUGGUUUGGUCAGGUAGUCGAUGGAAACCACACACGUCGAGGCGUCCAGGUUUCCUCCACUCGGCCCGGGCAAUCGUACCUCUGGCUCCUCAUUGAGGUCCUGUACAGCCCAAUGCUUCAAUACUGGAUUCUUACUGAGCUCAGGGCCGUUCAUGCCGGUUCCAAGCACAUCUAGCGAGCCGGUCGCUGCAGCCUCUUGAAUACUCCGGGGAUAAUGGGAGAUCCAACUGGAACAAAAGUCUAAGAUCCGUCCUUUGCGAGGCAGGACUUGGUCAUAAUAUGCUGACAAUCUGUUGAUGGCAUUGGCAUCGAUAUGCGCCACAAAACGGGGCACGUCGUAGAACAUUGAGUCGUGCCCAGGAUCCACAGGGGUGAGAUCCGUCGACGAGUAAGGGAAUGGCCCAUUCGGACUUUUGGGCUCAUAGCUUCGUAUCUGUCGCUGGGAAGGGUCCAUUUUCUUGCUGGCAGUCAAAGGGCCAACUAGAAAGGAUACUGAACGGAUGGUGCUUCUUGUACACCUCAUUGUUCACAUGAACCAUACUACGAACAACAUGAGGUCCACCAAAAGUCCGCAGGGUGCUGAAUGAGCUGUCGUUUGGCCCAAGUAAGGAUUUUAAUAAUAUCAGAGAGGCAGAUGACGCCUGGACACAGCAACCUGGUGGUAACUGUAUGGCUGUUUCUAUUGAUUUACUACUGUCUCCAUCGGUAUAAUACAGAUGGAAAACCGGUCACCCUAGACUCCGGACAGGCUACAGUGAGGAAGCACAGGGUGGCAAGCAAGCCAUUUCGAUCAUGGCGUCAGCAUCCCGUGUUAGCGGAAUUAUGAUCGUUGUUCCUCUAUCAUCUGACCUGCU